Cylicocyclus nassatus is the source of this 222-nucleotide messenger RNA. NCBI's taxonomy places the organism in Eukaryota, Metazoa, Nematoda, Chromadorea, Rhabditida, Strongylidae. The record is from the annotation of a GenBank genome assembly.
AUGGAAGUCGUUGAGGUCAAAAGUCGGGCUCCAACCAUGACCGAAGAGGAGUUGUCUAUCAUAAGUCAGUUUUACGUCGAGAACUAUAAUGUGUUUCAUGCGGCGUUCGCAGGCUCAAGUCGCCAGCCUGCAGUGAAGGCGAAAAGAGACAAGCUAGAAGAAUUAGCUCGAAUACUGACUAGCGCUGGUUAUCCAAAACGCACCGUCACGCAACUGAAUUAA